Molecule: messenger RNA, 1265 nt
Organism: Octopus bimaculoides (California two-spot octopus)
Lineage: Eukaryota; Metazoa; Mollusca; Cephalopoda; Octopoda; Octopodidae
Product: Golgi-associated plant pathogenesis-related protein 1
Source: RefSeq, a predicted model, not a curated record
GCGAACAAGUGAAAUAAACGCCUGUGCAAUGACUUUCAAAUUGGACAGUCUUUUUUCCCCAAAAGACGUCUACUUUUUAGCGUUGAUAAAGUGAUUGGCUGUAUACACAACACAGACACACACAACGCAUACACACACCACACACACACACAUACACAAACACGCACACGCACACACACACACACACACAGAUACACACACACAGAUACACACACAUAAACACAGACUUCAGACAUAUAUAUAUAUACACAGGCAUUUACACGUAUACACACAUACACAUAUAUAUCACCUCCGGCCAAGUUAUCAGCCUGCGACCAUGCUGGAGCACCGCCUUGAAGAAUUUCACUCGAACAAAUCGACCCCGAAACAAUUGAUGGAGGUCGAAGCUUCAAUAAAAUUCCAACAAGAUGUUCUGGAAGCUCAGAACUGUUACAGGCAAAAUCAUGGCUGCCCAGAGAUGGUAACUUCGGUGGAAUUAUGCCGAGAUGCUCAGUCUUGGGCUGAUUAUAUCGGAGAGAAAGGUUACAUUCAGUAUAGUGAAACCUCUGGUGUUGGUGAAAAUAUUGGUCUGUUGGAGUUAAACGGUAAAACACCUUCAGGCAAAGAAUUGGUGAAGAAAUGGUAUGAAGAAAUUCACCACUAUGAUUUCGAUAAACCUCAAUGGCGGAAAGGUUGCCAGCAUUUCAGUCAGAUGUUGUGGAGAAGUACAACGGAGUUUGGUGUGGGGCUUGCUAAAAUGAAGAAAAAGGACCAAUAUGUUGUAGUUAUACAGUACCGUCCUCCUGGUAACAACAAUUUACCAGGAGAAUUUCGAAAAAACAUACCACCGCCUAAAUAACUCUGGGUGUGUUUGUGUGUAUGUAUGUGUGAGUGAGUGAGUGAGUGAGUGAGUGAGUGAGUAAGAGUGUGUGCGUGUGUGUGUGUGAGAGAGAGAUAGAGAUAGAGAGAGAGACAUAUAGUCAGACAGUCAGACAGUCAGAUAAAGAGAAAUAAGCGUGUGUUUAUGCGUGAAACGGUAUUUGUGAAUAUACGUAUAAGUGUGUGAGUGUUUAAAGUUUUUUUUUUACCCCAUAAAUAUAAAUAUAUGCCUAUGUGUGUAUAUACACGUACGUAUAAGGGAUUGACAGAAUUAGUAAAGAGCCGGACAAAAUAUAUUGCAAUGUUUGGUUUUGUCUCUUUACAAUCUAAGUUCAAAUCCCAUCGAAGUCUCUACUUUGCCUUUUACCCCCUUGAGGGCCCCUACAAUAAAGUACAAGUCAAAUAAA